This is a messenger RNA of Orbicella faveolata, 3995 nucleotides long. Its product is annotated as dnaJ homolog subfamily C member 1-like. Gene Ontology annotation, cellular component: endomembrane system. NCBI's taxonomy places the organism in Eukaryota, Metazoa, Cnidaria, Anthozoa, Scleractinia, Merulinidae. The record is from RefSeq and is a predicted model, not a curated record.
CGGAAGUGGUUUCUAGCUGCUUCGACUGAAAUCUGGUAAACGGGUACGCGACCAACCAAGUCUAUACAAAAUUUCCCUUCAGAUAAGAAUUCAAUUUCGCCAAACAAGAAAGAGGGAAAAAAACCAAAGAGAGAAAGAGUGGAAAACUGUUUCCCAGGUUCCUGUGAAGAUUAGUCUUGGGAGUCUGGGCGCUAACAUGCCAGAAAUUUUCCAAGAUGGCGGCUCCUUCGACAGGACACGGAGUUUUUCUCUUGUUGUUUAUUUUGCCAAGGUGUACAGAAGUUCACGGUUGGGAUUCUAUUGAUCUAGAGCUGUUUGACCUUGUAGAAGAAAUCAAGGAUAAUUUUUAUGAUGUUCUUGGGUUGAAACAGGAUGCAAGCCAGGCAGAUAUCAGAAGAGCGUAUCGUAAACUUUCCCUUCAACUUCACCCUGAUAAGAACAAAGCACCAGAUGCCGAAGAAAAGUUCAGACAGCUUGUUGCAGUGUCAGAAGUUCUGAAGGAUGAAGACAAGAGGAAAAGAUAUGAUGGCAUUUUGCAGGAUGGAUUGCCGGACUGGCGACAACCAGUAUUUUACUACAGGAGAGUCCGUAAGAUGGGACUUAUAGAAUUUGCACUCCUUAUUUUCCUCAUAUUAACAGUAGGACACUACAUCGUGGCCUGGUCAAUAUACCUGGAGAAAAAAUUUGAACUGGAAGAACUCUUAUUUUCCAAGAGGAAACGAGAAGACAAGAAGAGAAACAAGAAAAUGAAAUCCAAACUGACUGAUGAAGACAUUCCUGAUCUAGCAGAUUUAAUGGUUCAAGAGGUGGGGGUGUCCAAACCCACAUUCAUGGACCUGCUGCCAUUUAAAAUGACUCACGUGCUCAUUGGAUUCUUUAAAUCACUGCCUGAACGAUAUCAAGCUCUCUUGGAAUACUGGAGAGACAGACGGAAAGAAAAGAUCGAGGAAGACGAAGAAGAUGGUGAUGAUGACGAAAAAGAAGAAGAAGAGCAACCAUCCAGACCAAGGAGACGACAAAGAGUGAACAUUCUUCAAGAAGACACAGAUGACGCCAGCUGGGAAGGGGCACCCGUCACAAAUGCGAUGAACAUAGCAACAGAGAGCGUGCAGGAAACCACUGCAGUAGAGAAGACGGGCGAGUGGACAGAUCACGAACAGUCUCUGCUGACCCGUGCUAUGAUAAAAUUUCCCGGGGGGACCCCGAACCGCUGGGAGAAAAUUGCUGUGGAGAUUGGACGAUCAGUAGAGGAGGUUACAAAACAAAUGAAGAAGCUGAAGCAGUCCUAUGGAGCAAAUAUUCACUCAGCGAACACAGGUACAGGAGACCUGGGGUCGUUAGUGAUGAACAAGAAGAAGGCGAUUGUGAGCGAUGAAUGCCUUUCGCAAGCGGAUGAAUGCUACAACUUUGGGACUAAUACAAUUCAAAAUCACAACAGAUCAACGAAGAGCAAACAGACAGCGGCAAAGAAGGCAGCGGAUCGGCCCGUUAACACAGCAUCAGUGGUGCGUGACGGAAGUAACAAGACGUCGGAACAGAUGGAUGGCGUUACCAAUGAAAACGUGAUUGGUAACGACAGCUCUGUUUGGAGUCAGAAUCAACAGAAACAGCUGGAGCUUGCUCUUCAACAGUUUCCGAAGACAGUGACAGAUCGGUGGACUUGCAUAGCACAGGCGGUGCCUGGGAAAACAAAGGAGGAGUGUAUAUUGCGGUACAAAUUUCUUGUGGAAUGUGUGCGGAAGAAGAAGCUGGCUGGACAGCAAUAACAGAUAUUAAUGAAUUGAAAAGAGUAUUUAAAUUAUUUUUAUUUUCUCCAGUAACUUAUCAAAAAUGUCAGAAUGGCUGUAAAGGCAAUGUAUUUCGCGACUCUACUGUCGUGUUUUUGGACAAAAUAGAAAUAUUUUUCUAUGUAAAUGAAGAGAAACUGAUACCUGAAAAAUGUUUAAGUUGUUAUAAAAGAAAUACAGACUGGUUUUGCAAUGUAAAAUUUUGGUAAACACACAAACCUUUUGGCGAGUGUUAUUUGUGGUAAAUCGUAUCGGAAAACAACUGGAAAACAACCAACAGUGAGGAAUUACGCAAUAGUCUGCUUGUCCUCAGUAAUAGUCGCCUUCACCACUAUCCUAGCUGCUAAUUAUUUACAGGGUAGCGAGACAAUUGUUUUUUUUGUUGUUGUUGUUUUGUUUGUUUUUUUAAGUAUGUUUGACAUCGACUACCACAAACAAAUCUGACAAAUUUUAUUUGGUAGAGAAAGGUAUUUAAAUCUGAAAAAGCAUUGGGGAUUAUCUGAUAUAGCAUUAAUCCAGCUGACAGAAUACAGCCAGAACAUUAGAAAAUUGAAUCAGCAAUUACACAACUCUGACUAGUCUCUUGUCGACCCUGUGCACAACGUAACAUUAGAAAUGUGCAGACUUGGAAAGGACACGGACAUUGUUUUCUCGUGUGCCUUGCUGGAGUAUUUCCUUAAGUACAUCACACGGUGCAUGGAGGAACAUACUUCUGUAUAGGCCGGUUUAUUUAUUUAUUUUCUUUUUUGAAUCGUCGUCGUUCUCCGUCCAGUUUUCUAAUGAUCCACCGCUUAAUAUUUAGAUUCUUUUUUUUGCAACCUUAUGGCUGGCAAUUGGCAAGUCACUAGGAAUUAUCACGAUUAAAAAUGACGAUUUUCAGAUUAUUUUUAAUCCGCAUUUAAAUGAAUCUGAAGUUGAGGUGGGUGUACGCCUUGUUUGUUGGCGAGAGGUUGUCAAGUCAUAUGACUAGAAAAAAGAAAUAAAAUAAACGAAAAAGUAAUUAUCUGUUCGAUCUGUACGGUAGAAAAGACGGCUACCGAACGAGUCUGCUGGCGAAGUUUUUGUUAAACAUCUAAUCGAAACAGACAAACCAUCAUAACGUUUUCAUCCUUAAAGUCAAAGAUUGACUCAUGUGGUACUGUUUAUUGUAUUGUACAAGGCGGUUCUAACUUGCAAGGCCAUGGAUAAAACUGUAGUGUGUGGCCAUUCAAAUCAAAACUAUUGAGCAGUAUUUUCAUGUGGUGCUGUUUAUUAUGCUGCACAAGGUGGUUGUAACCUCUAAGGCCGUUGAUAACCCUCUAGUGUGUGACUAUUCAAAUGAAAGCUAUUUAGCAGUACUUUCAUGUGGUGUUUCAUAUGCUGUACAAGGUGGUUCUAACCGUUAAGGCUGCGGAUAAAACUCUAGAGUGUGACCAUUCAAAUGAAAGCUAUUGAGCAGUACUUUCAUGUGGUGUUUCUUAUGCUGUACAAGGUGGUUCUAACCUUUAAGGCCGUGGAUAAACCUCUUAGUGUGUGACUAUUCAGACGAAAGUUAUUUAGCAGCACUUUCAUUUGUUGCCGUUUAUUAUGCUGUACAAGGUGGUUCUAACGUUUAAGGCCGUGGAUAAAACCCUAACGUGUGACCAUUCAAAUGAAAGCUUUUGAGCGGUACUUUCACGUGGAACUGCUUUUUUUUUUUUUUUACUACAUUGGUUGUUCUUACCUUUGCUAAAUCCUGAGUGCACAUUUCAAGUGAAAGCAUUUGAACUGUGCACCCAUAAUACAUUGACAUAACACAAAUACAUUGACACAUUAAUGAAACUUUUAUUUACCUACUUACACCCAAGCGCGCGGUGCUUUUAGUCAACCUCGUUAAGGAAUACGCAUUAAGGAUGUGGAAAUUAUAAAAAAUCUAGUCUUUCUGGGUUAAAACGAGCUGUACCUGCAAAAAUUAGAGGUGUCUGUAUUAUUUGGAUAUUGAUAGGAAGAGGUCUGUUUUACUGAAUGGACCGUUUAUUAAACAACAGAACCCGCUUAACGAAGUUAGUUCAAGAGGAUUUAAAAAAGAAAUACAGUCAUUUAAGGAACGUCCGGGGAUUUUGAAAUAGUGGGAUUCUUGGCAGGGAUAUAUCAAAAUCCAAUUACAGUUCGUACGUAUGUUCGAGUAAUUUUUUACGUCAAAGAGAGUUUGUUAUUUGCAGUAACAAUUAUUCAGGGCCUUUGAGGUUU